Acomys russatus (golden spiny mouse) is the source of this 1200-nucleotide messenger RNA. RefSeq names its product killer cell immunoglobulin-like receptor 3DL1. Lineage: Eukaryota; Metazoa; Chordata; Mammalia; Rodentia; Muridae. The record is from RefSeq and is a predicted model, not a curated record.
AUGAUGUACGUGCUUCUAAACCUGGUGUGUACUGAAAGUCAUGACAAGCCUUCACUAUCUGCUUGGCCCAGUCAUGUUGUUCAACUGGGACAACACGUGUCCCUUACUUGUGACUCUCACAGUAAACAUGGCAUGUUCAAAGUGUACAAAGAACAUGGCACACCUAUCCCUCACGUCCAAGACAGAACAUUGCAGAACAGCCUUGUCCUUGGACCUGUGACUUCAGAAUAUGCAGGAACUUACAGAUGCUAUGAAUUUAAUCCUCAAUGGUCUACUCAACUUUCAUCACACAGUGACCCCCUAGAGAUCAUAAUUUCAGGAAUCUACAGGAAGCCUUUCCUUGUGGCCCGAGAGUCUGUCCUUCUGAAUUCAGGAAGCACUGUGACACUCAAGUGUCAUUCAGAGAUUUUGUUUGAAAUCUUCAUAUUAACUUCACACAAAUACAGAAUAAUCAAGGACUCUUUCAACCUUUCUGCAGAAUCUCAUCUUAGUGAGUCCUAUGCCAAAUUCUCAAUAGGUCCUGUGACACCUGAUCAUGUUGGGACAUACACGUGCUAUGGUUCUUACCAUGAAAUGCCAUAUAAAUGGUCAGACUUCAGUGACCCUAUUGAUAUCAGGAUCACAGGUUUAUACAAGAAACCUUCUCUUUCAGCCCAGAUUGGCCCUGUGCUGAUGUCAAGAGAAAAUGUGACCUUAUCCUGCAUUUCUGACCAUAGAUUUGACAUGUUCCAUCUAUCCUUAGAAGGGGUUUCUCAGGGACAUGGGCUGCCUGCCAUGAAGAGCCACAAUGGGACAUUCCAGGCCAACUUUGCUCUCGGUCCUGUGAUACAGAAAGGGAACUAUAGAUGCUAUGGCUCUUUCAGGAACUCUUCCCAUGUGUGGUCAUCCCCAAGUGACCCCUUGUAUCUUCCUGCAAAAGGAAAUUGCACUUCAUGCACAGAAACACACUCCAAAUCUAAUAACCACAGGAACAUGUAUAUUCUAAUUAGAUUGUUAGUUACCCUGAUCCUUGUCUUCGUCAUCAUCCUUUAUUUUUGUUGCUCUGCCAAAAAGAGUAAGUCUCAGGACCAAGCCAGUGAGUCCAUCAUGGACCAAGAUCCUGAAGCGAAAAGAACACUGAACGGACAGGACACUGACAGACAAGAAGGGCAGGAGGUUCAUGCACAUAAUUUGGGCAGAGGAUCUUCAAACAAAAAUUAG